This is a messenger RNA of Paramormyrops kingsleyae, 2624 nucleotides long. RefSeq names its product hyaluronidase 1 (gene hyal1). The record is from RefSeq and is a predicted model, not a curated record. Gene Ontology annotation, biological process: carbohydrate metabolic process; hyaluronan catabolic process. Gene Ontology annotation, molecular function: hyalurononglucosaminidase activity. Gene Ontology annotation, cellular component: cytoplasmic vesicle. Lineage: Eukaryota; Metazoa; Chordata; Actinopteri; Osteoglossiformes; Mormyridae.
GUGGUUGUGUUACUGAGUAACAUACCCUGGUGGUUGCUUGCGUGAUGAUCUCGAUGCCUUUGUUUCAUACGGCUACCGCUAACAUCCUAGCAUUUGAACGAAAGCAGUCCAUACGUUUCUCACAAAUCUGUACGAGACCAUGACACUUCUGCUGUACGGUGAGGCUGCACGGUCAGCCAGGAGCCGCCUCCGGGAAGCACAGGGAACGAGGAAGUGAAUGUUUAGGUUGAAUCCAUAACACAAUUAAAAUAAAAAUCAUCUUAAUACGUCGGACUUGAUUAUCAUUAACAGAUUGUACAUCUUCAAAAUGCUAAAAGGCGCAUACAAUAGGUGUUUCUGGUAGUAUAUGGUGCACGGCACUAUUACUCUGAGCGCUGUACGUAUGCCUUUCGGGGUAAUGAAAAAGCAAGAAAUAUCACUUAAAAUAACGUUUAAGUAAUAUUUUAAACUUAAUUGUUAGUAGUUUCAGUCCUCGGUGUUUUUGAUAGAAAGGGAUUACGGAUCGUGUAUAUUUCUAUAUGGGAACAAGAGUUUUCGAAACGUAACGCAUAUGUUCUGCUAAAGUUGGACUUUCCAACCCCCAUUUUACUCAACUGCGUCUUCUUCAACGACGGACUUACUCCCUCGAUGGGUGAAGGAGCAGCAUGGUGCGUCUAAUCCUUAUCUUCCUGUGGAUUGGGGUGCCCAUCUCAGGAUGGUACAAGCCUAACGCCUCACCCUCUUUGGCUAAUAUCCCUUUCCUCACUGUCUGGAAUGCCCCAACAGAGCCUUGUAAGUCCAAGUACGGUGUAGACCUGGACCUGGGCAUAUUUGACAUUGCAGUGAAUGAGAACCAAACGUUCAUGGGUGGAAACAUCACCAUUUUCUAUGAGAGCAAGCUAGGGCUAUACCCAUACUACAAUGGCCAGGGCGUGGCCAUCAAUGGCGGUGUGCCCCAAAAUGCUAGCUUGCAACUCCACUUGCAAGCUGCCCAGGCCAACAUCCUGACUGACAUCCCCCAGCCUGACUUUUCUGGGUUGGCCGUGGUGGACUGGGAGAGCUGGAGGCCCCUAUGGUCUCGAAACUGGGACUCGAAGAGCGUAUACUGGGCGGGCUCCAGGGUACUGGUGAGGGCCCGGCAUCCAGACUGGAGCCCAGCGCAAGUGGAGGUUGAGGCCCAGAAGGAGUUUGAAGAAGCUGCACGGGCGUUUAUGGAUGACACCCUGAAACUAGGCCGCAGCCUUCGGCCUGGGGGGCUCUGGGGUUUCUAUGGGUUUCCAAGCUGCUACAACAAUCAAUAUAAGAAUGCUACAGCCAACUACACAGGGGUCUGCCCCCAAGAAGAAGUGCAGAGGAACAACCAGCUGAGCUGGUUGUGGAAUAUCAGCUCUGCCCUCUACCCUGACAUCUACUUGGAGUUGUCGCUGCAGGGCCGGGGGGAGGCCAUCCUCCGCUACACCCGCUAUCGCGUGCUGGAAGCCCUGAGAGUCGCGAGUCAAGUUUCAGCAGCAGCAGCUCCGCCAGUACUGCCCUAUGCACGCAUCGCCUAUACCUACUCCCUCAACUUCCUGUCUGAGGAGGACCUGGUCCACACCAUUGGGGAGAGUGCCGCGCUUGGAGCCGCUGGGGUGGUGCUCUGGGGUGAUUCUUAUUUUGCCAAAUCACAGGCUACCUGCAUCGCCAUCAAGAGCAACCUAGAAGGCACCUUGGGCCGCUACCUGGUCAACGUGACGAGCGCCGCUGCUCUUUGCAGCGAGGCUGUGUGCUCCGGCCGGGGCCGGUGUCGGAGGGGAGACACCUUCCCUGGAGCGCACCUCCACCUGGAUCCGGGGAGCUGGAGCGUGGUCCGGACCGUGGGGCCACACGGGGCCCGCUGGCACAGCCUGAGAACGCGGCAGGGUAACGGCUACGUCCGCGACAUGCUGGCGGGCUUUGACUGCCAGUGCUUCCCGGGAUGGGGAGGGCCGCGGUGCACAGAGAAGAGGUCGUAGGUCACGGGUGUCCAACAGAAGGAGCUGUGCAAGGAGCCACAAGUCCCAUUACUUCCACUGUAAGAAUUAAAUUGUGAUUGAGCUAAGCUGUAGGGAAUCAAAGACAGCCUGUCUGAGCUUGCCACAGUCUGCAGCAGACCCAAGUGAAUCGAGGGAUGUGGGGGUGAGAACAUGAGGAGCACAAGUGGAGACCUAGAAACCUGGAAAAUGCCAUGAAUGUUCCAGUAACAAAAUCUACUGCUGCACGCAGACACAAAAGCAAAGAUGAGAGCACCUUAAGAAAUUUUCAUUUGAGUUUCAUUUGGAAUUAACUGCCUGUAGUAUUAAUCCUUUUCAUUAAUGUGUUCUGAAUAGUGGCACUGCGUGAUACUUCUGUAUCUGUGAACUUAAAAUCUUUGACUACAUCCGGUGUUUCCCCCAAUAUAUACAAAAAAUUUAAAGGGCCGGUUUCUGUUUUGAGGAAAACUGUUCAAAGGUUUCCCUAAUAUUCCCUGGUAUUGACAGAAGAAUAUAGGCCUAACUACAAAUACCUGUUGUAUACAUGCUUUCAUUGUCAACUGUUAUGAUACUAACAGUAUUAACUUUUGACAGAAAAUUUGACGUGUGUGCCUAUUCUGUCUGUACAAGUUACAAACAGCUGUGGUCAUUAUCAAA